Molecule: messenger RNA, 1801 nt
Organism: Alligator sinensis (Chinese alligator)
Lineage: Eukaryota; Metazoa; Chordata; Crocodylia; Alligatoridae
Gene: GPR50
Product: G protein-coupled receptor 50
Exons: 4
Coding region: 1-1146 (381 amino acids)
Biological process (GO): G protein-coupled receptor signaling pathway
Cellular component (GO): membrane
Molecular function (GO): melatonin receptor activity
Source: RefSeq, a predicted model, not a curated record
AUGAACUCUGACUCUGUAACUAAAAUGGUGGUUCCCCAAGCCAUGCUGGAUAUGAACAGUUUUGUCUGCAAACAUGACCCUGAUAAGCGCAGUUGCUUCUCCAUUGCAAUGCUUGCCGCCUUCCUCCAACUCCUGAGGGGCAAGGCACGGGCCGCUAGCCAGGGGCCAGCAGGAGCCCUGCUGCUGGCCGCCGUGCUCAUCUUCACCAUCGUGGCCGACGUGCUGGGCAACGUGCUGGUCAUCCUGGCCGUGCUGAGGAACAAGAAGCUCCGCAACGCGGGCAACAUCUUUGUCGUCAGUCUGUCAGUCGCAGAUCUAGUCGUAGCGGUGUAUCCGUACCCUCUCAUCCUGAGUGCUAUUUUCCACAAUGGCUGGACAAUGGGAAACAUUCACUGCCAGAUCAGCGGGUUCCUCAUGGGUUUAAGUGUCAUUGGGUCCAUUUUUAACAUCACAGCCAUCGCAAUCAACCGAUACUGCUACAUCUGCCACAGCCUCCGGUAUGACAGGCUAUUCAACCUGAAGAACACCUGCUGCUACCUUUGCCUGACAUGGAUGCUGACGGUGGUGGCGAUUGUGCCCAACUUUUUUGUUGGCUCACUCCGGUACGAUCCCCGCAUCUACUCCUGCACGUUUGCCCAGACUGUCAGCACGUCUUACACUAUCAGCGUGGUGGUUGUUCACUUCAUCGUCCCUCUGUCCGUUGUGACGUUCUGCUACCUGCGGAUUUGGAUUCUGGUGAUUCAGGUCAAGCAGCGGGUGAGACCUGACUGCAAGCAGAAGCUGCGGGCCGGGGACAUGAGGAAUUUCUUGACCAUGUUUGUGGUUUUUGUCCUUUUUGCAGUGUGCUGGGGGCCGUUAAACUUUAUUGGCCUGGCGGUCUCUAUUAACCCGUCGAAAGUAGCGCCACAAAUUCCGGAAUGGCUUUUUGUCUUGAGCUACUUUAUGGCCUAUUUUAACAGCUGUCUCAAUGCCAUGAUAUACGGGCUUCUCAAUCAGAACUUCCGAAAGGAGUACAAAAGAAUCCUACUGACUCUGUGGACCCCGAGGCUGUUUUUUGUCGACUUGUCGAAAGUUGGGACGGAGGGGAUGAAAAGCAAGCCCUCUCCAGCAGCAACAAACAACAACCGAGCUGAAAUGCACUUGUGAAUCGGGGAGGAUGCUGCUGUUUCUUGUGCUUCGGUUUUGCAGAGAAUAUAUAAAAGCUUUUCUAGGUACAGAGUUCACAGGGGUUGGUACUGCCCACUCUCAUUCCUGCAAGAAAUAUAAUUCUCUCUCGUCAUCCUCUACUCAUCACCAUGGUGUCUGAGCACCUUGCUGACAAAAGCAGUCCCACAGAAGCUGAGGCUUUGAGUAAGGAUUUUCAGGAUGAACCCAUUGACCUUUUUCCUAUGCCAUUUUUCACUAUGUGCCUAAUUGGUUUUGAUGCACUUGACAUGCUCAUGCUAACAAGCUCUGCCAAGGGAAGCAUGCGUAGUGCAUGUAGAUGCUGUUGUACUUGAAAUGCAAACUGCGAGACAAGGCACUUUAAAUCUCCUGUAUUUUAAAUCCCCCUCUCCACCCAGUCUCUUCCUCCUAGCAUUACUUAACCCAGCCCAUACUGUACAAACUGAAAACUAGCUCUAUACCUUUCUAGGCCCCAUAAUACAGAUAUGAAGACUUCUACUGUCUGGUGGUUUGUUUAUUUAUUUAUUUUUUAAGUUUAGCAAUUAUCCAAGAAUUGAUGGCAGGUAAAAACCAGACCCAACGAAUGUCCAGUGAACUGUUUAUAAUUGAAUCUUUCUAGACCAUAAGUAAAAAUGAA